This is a messenger RNA of Aedes albopictus (Asian tiger mosquito), 1260 nucleotides long. RefSeq lists its product as uncharacterized. Lineage: Eukaryota; Metazoa; Arthropoda; Insecta; Diptera; Culicidae. The record is from RefSeq and is a predicted model, not a curated record. Bases 67 to 1071 code for a protein of 334 amino acids. The transcript is spliced from 4 exons.
GUUAGGUAAACUGGCAAUCUGAUGAGUGUUUGAGUAUUUAGUUUGAGUCGUUUGAAGUUCAGAAAAAUGUCCUUCCUGUGGAGUUCAUCUGAAGUGCAAGCUACCUCGAGUUUCGACAUCGUUAAGGAACUCUUCGGCGAAUCCGACGCAAAAAUUGUUUCCAGUAGUACCAUAGGAAAAACUAGUUAUGGUCAACAAGUUGAGGAUCCAGAACCAGCAGAGUCGGAGGCUGACGAUGGAAAACCAUCAGAGAUUAGUUUGGGUUCACGAAUGCAAGCGCGCCGGCAAUCGAGUAUCCAUCGGGAGUCGAUUAUUCUUCAGAGUAUUCGUAAGAGAAGCGGAAUUUCCGAAUUUGAAUCGGUGGAAACCGUGCUAGAGUCCAAAUCAUCACUUCAUUGUUCUCCAGUAACGUUGAAGUAUCUAGAGGAAAAGCAUGCUGAGCUGUUACUAAAAUAUACCACCUGUCUGGAAAACACUCAUGAUAAACUACUCAAGUUGGGCACCACAGCAGUUGACAAAACUGGCAAACCUAAAUCCACAGCGACGAUUGAAUCUCUUCUGAACAAAAUCAACAUGGUUCGCUCCGCAUUCUCCAGAUAUCGUCGGAAGUUACUCUCCAACUCCCAAAUACUUGCCCACCUAGAAAUCCGCGACGCCCUGCUAGACCUGCAGAUCAAAAACAUCCGCCUAGAAGAGUUGCACGAUCUACAGGUCGAGGUCAGCCGAACAACGGAAAAGAUCGACGAAUACAGCAAGUUGAUGUCCAAAGCGCGGCAACAGUACGUGAGCGAUAUUUCCAAGGCGGCCCAUGUUCGGGAGAAGUGGUUCGCCUUUCAGAACAAGAUCUUGACCAAGAUGGACGAUUUGAAUGAGCUGAAGGUUGCCAUUCAGGAACAUCGGGAGUACUUGUGCGGAUUGCUGCAACGAAAGAAGCAACUAAGGCAGGAGAAUUUUGAACUGAGGAAGAAGUGUAGGAUGAUUGACAAUAAGCCACUGUUGAGGAAGUAUGACAGUGUGGUAGAACAGAUUGAACAAGUCAACUUCCAAAUCCAGCGAUUUGCAGAACUAUGAAGCAACCCUCGAAAAUCGAAGUUAACAUCCAACAUUCAACGAAUCAAUCAAUCUCAAGAACUCCACCUCCUUUAGUCUCACAUCUAUUGUCAAGAAUCUCUAUCUUAAUUAAACAAGCUCUAUGAAAUGAAUCAAUCUCCCGUGAUGCUCCCCCAUGCUUGGUCUCGGUCUCGGUUUCAAUCGCCACUG